This is a messenger RNA of Cutaneotrichosporon oleaginosum, 2205 nucleotides long. RefSeq lists its product as uncharacterized. The record is from RefSeq and is a predicted model, not a curated record. Gene Ontology annotation, cellular component: exomer complex. Gene Ontology annotation, biological process: Golgi to plasma membrane transport. Gene Ontology annotation, molecular function: protein binding. NCBI's taxonomy places the organism in Eukaryota, Fungi, Basidiomycota, Tremellomycetes, Trichosporonales, Trichosporonaceae.
CGUCUCCAUCCACCAACACUACACAAAACUACCGGGAUGUCUGAGCUGUUCAAAGACAUCCCCGAGUUCGUCGAGACGGACAUCGGCGAGUCGCUCUCGGCGCGCACCGAAACAUUGGCUUCGUUCCGCGAGCUCGGCCCACCCGACCUUUGCCACGUCGUCAAGAGCUACGGCACCAAGGCGGCACAGAAGGACAUUGCGAGCUAUCACUACAUCUCCGGGGCGGAGGCAAGCUCCUCCGCGUCUCUAGCUGCAUAUCUCAACUCGUUGCAAUUCCACGUCGAGGAGACGCCAGCGUGGUUCGGCAAAGGAUCGGGUUGGCGCGUACGGCACGGCACAUACUGCUGCUUCAACGCGUUCUCGCGCGUCGACGUGCGCGUCGAGGUGAGGAUUCCGGGCGGCGUCGACGCCUAUGUCGUCGACCUGCGCGGCGAGCGUCACGAGGCCACACCGGAGAUCUGGCAGGAGACGUACCUCUCAGCGCUUUUGCGUGCGAUUCGUUACGCAGACGACGCGUCGUACCGUCUCGCAGGCUACCGGAAGCUCGACCCGAUCACGACGGUCGAGGGCGAGGUGCGCUUCCUCAAGGCCGCCGAGGAGUUGUUCUUCAACGGCUGGCAGCUUGGCUCCGACCCCGAGGUGCAGGUCGCCACUGUGGUGAGCAACCACCUCACCGCGGGCAUCAUCAAGUACUUUUCCGACUCGUUCCGACUCGAGCGCGCCGCCAACCUCUUUGAGAAGAUGUAUGGGCGCGAUCCGGAGGUCGCUGCCCUCCUGGCACAGAGCUACAUCGGCAUGAACGAGGAGAUCAAGGCGGUGCAGGUCAUGAACGCGGCCCUCAAGCAGGUCCCGACGUCGUACCCAGUGCUGCUGACGCAGGUCGACUUCCUCCUGUCCAAGGGCAAGGCGGAGUGGGCAAGACAGGUUGCGCAGCAGGCAGUAAACUCCGCCCCGAGCGAGUUCACAACGUGGGCCAAGUUGAGCGAGGCGCACAUCGCGCUUGGCGAGUUCGACAAGGCGCUCCUCGCGCUCAACAGCUGCCCGAUGUUCACGUUCAACGAGCGCGACCUGCACCGCAUGCCGACGCCGCGGCACAGUCAUCUCCCGACGAAGAAGUUUAUUGCCGACUCGGGCCUGAUCGACGAGGAGAGCGCGCGAGACAACGAGGCGGACGUCGCCCUCCUCCGCCUCCCAGCCCCAGGGCUGCGGGGUACCUUUGCCAAGGCGUACGAGCUGCUCACGCUGCUCGUGUCCAAGAUCGGGUGGGACGAGCUCCUCAAGACCAGGAGCUCGGUGUUCGUCAUGGAGGAGGAGUACCGCGCGCACCGCACCGGCGCGAGCGUGGAUGUGCGCGAGGAGAACGGGCAUGCGGACGAGGACGCGAGCACGCGAGGCCUGAGCUCACCGCGGGGCGAGGGCGGCGAGGGCGGGGGUGAAGGCGAGGGCGAGGGCGAGAAGGGUGAUGGCGAAGGAAGGGAUGAAGCAGAAGGCGCCGAGGGCGGGAUCGAGAAGCCGCCCGCGGCGCAGGAGGGGGAGGAGGGCGUCACAGUGGAGAGCUACGAGGGAUCGGCAUUUGCCAACAAGCGCUUGUGUGAUCGGUGGCUCGACAACCUCUUCCUGGUGCUGUACGAGGAUCUGCGCGUGUACACGAUCUGGCGUGCCGAGGUGUCGCAUUUCCAGCUGCAGCAUAUGAGCUAUCGCAAGACAGGGACGGAGUGGGAGAUUCUCGGCGAGCUGGCGCUGCGACUGCAUCACAAAGACGAGGCCAAGGACGCGUUCCAGCGCUGUCUCGAAGCCAAGUUCAGUGCGCGCGCGCUGCUGCGCCUGCUGGAGAUGUACGCGGCCGAGGGCGACCUUGCGCGCACGCUCAACGCAGCCAUCAAGCUCACGGCCUACCACCACCGUUGGUACAUGGAGAGCGCGUACCCAAGUGCGAUAGCACACGCGAUCUUUACGCUCGGCCUCACACACGGCCUGAGCAAGAUCGAGUACACGCUGCUGAGCAUGAACCUGCCCGAGGGGAUUUUCACGCUCAUGCGCUCGUACCUCAACUACGGCAAGACGUUCCACGUCGAGGGCGCCGAGUACUAGCGAUGUUAGAUUAUGCACCACUGACCGACGCGGGGAAUAGUGCAGAUGGUAGUCUACAACAGUACUGUCUAUCAGUCGUCUAGUCUGGAGAUGCGCCUCGUGUGCGGGGGCCGC